AUGUAUUGGAAAUUUCUCUUGGUAUUAAUCUUCUCCUCUGCAUCUGAGUCAUACGUGAACAACUUUCCAAGUUUUGGGAACAGAAAGAAUGUUGCUAGCCUGAGGCAACCUGUAAAUUAUGUCACACUCCAGUCAACUGAGCCCAUUGUUGCGGUUCAUGCUCCUAAGUCGUCAAGAGGAUUCCAUAACUAUGCGGAAAUCUGCAUCAAUCAAGGGUACGGCCUGAAGAAUGGAUGGAACAGAUCUCCAAGAAAAAACACUUGGCGGCCAAGUUCUUCAAUGCGCAUGUCUGCAGAUGGAAUGGGCAAUCAGGAGGGAUUGCGCGUCUUCUUCAGCAACCUCCCAGAGGCAGCAAGGGAGGAGAAGCUGCAGGAGCUGGUGAAGCCUUUCAGUGGAGUGAAGGAAGUCAAGCUAAUCAAGCCCGGCAUGGGGUAUGUCGUAAUCGAAUCACCAGAGGCUGCAGACAUUGUGAUCGACAAGCUGAAUGGGGUCAAGGUCAACGGGAAAGCGAUUAGCGUUCGACACGCAAGGAGCUAUUUCAUCCAGAAGCAGAACGAUGCAAGGAUGCAGGUGGUUCAGAACCAAAGGCAGCGGAUGGAAAGCUCCAAGGCCCUUGAAGAGGAGCACGCGCGGAGGAUGAGAGAGCAGCGCAUCGCCAACAACUCCCCCGAGACGCAGCGGAGGAAACGAGCGGAAAUCUUGGAAGAGAUGAGAGCUGAAGGAUGGUAUGCUGAUCAGAAUCCGUAUGUGUCAAGGGCUCCUGCAGGGCAGGUGAAGCGAGUACCUCAGAGUACUGGAAGGAGAAAGCCAACGCAAGCAAGCAUGGAUCCGACAGAGUUGUCGGAGGAAUGGAAUGAAGCUCUUGAAGAAGAGAGAAGGAUACGAAACCAGGCUGUGCUUGAUGUGAUGAAACAGGAGGAGAAGAAGAGGAAUCCCUCUCGCGUCUCUGAUAACAGACGAAAGAAGUCUGAAGAACAAGAUCUGUCGACAGAAGACAUGGCUAAACUCGUGCAUGAUCGGAUGCAACAGAUCAAGAAGACAGAAAAAUCAUCUUUUGCGCAGGACUACGAUGAAGAGGAUGAAGAAUAUAUGGUUGACCGUUAUGAUAACAGACGGGGACGAGGUAGUUACGAAGCUCCAAGUGCACGGGAGCGUUAUGGCGUACGAGGCAACGCAUGGGAUGGCGACGAUGAGGACGAAGAGGACGAAGAUGACAUUUGGUCCGAGUUUGACGAAGUGAAUCGAGAGUACGAGGAGGAGGAGGAAGACCAUGAUGUUGAUAAUCCGGUCUGGAAGGAGCGAGCGAGAGAGCGCUGGAACGAAUGGAAAGAUGAACAAGGGGACGCGAUCGAGGCUCUUUUCGACGAUGACUUCGAUCAAGGCGAUUCAUUGAUCCCAUCAAAGGCGAAGCCAGGUUUCAGGCCGCCCCGUCCUGUCGAGACAAAGCGAAAAUCCCCUCUCCCUCCUCCUCAGCCAACGGAGGCCACGCCCCUCACCCCGGAGAUCGCUUCUAUCCUCAACAUGGAUGACGAUGAGUUCGAUGCUCUCUUCUCCAAGGGAGGAGCACGAACUCCGGCUGAGGCGGGAGCAGCACCGAUGCGGGGGAUGCCAGAUGAGCCCCUACGAUCACCGAAAUCAGGAUAUGAUGCAUUGGACGAUCCCAAGGGUGCUGCAGGUUCUGCCGCUAAUAAGAAGCUUUCAAGCGAAGAUGACAUGUAUGGAUCGCCGAGCUUGGAUAAGAUCUUGAAUAUGGAUGAUGAUGAGUUUGAAAAGCUCUUCAAGUCGGACAACUUCAUGAACGAUCGCCUUGAGGAGAUUGAUGAUGUUUGGGAGAACGCGGAGAGACAAGCAAAGAAAGCAGCAGACAAAGAGGUGGAGGAUUUUGUCCUCCAAACAGUUGGAAAACGUACAGAUGGCAACAGCGGGAAGGCAUCCAGAGAAAUCAUGACGGAAGAUUCGGCAGAGGAGAAGGAGGAGGAGGAGGAGGAGGAGGAGGAGGAGGAGGAAAGGCCGGUCUUGUCCACCAGUUUUGGACCCCUGAAACGACAGGAAGAGGAGGCACGACUCGCUUUGGAUGAGGCAGCCAAGCACCUGCUGGAGGGAAACAUGACUGCUUACGAGCAGAGCGUCUCUCGGAUUGAAGGGUCGAAGCUGAAGAGGCGACUUGGAGGAAAUCUUACCCCCGGAGUGAGCAAGGAAAAGGAAGAGGAGGAGGAGGAGGUGACGUUCGGUGAGAGGGAGGCGUUCUUGGAUGCAGCAAUGUACGGGUGGGGGACGCUCGGGGAAGGAACUGAGCCCGUGUUGUACGACGAGCUGCUGCAAGCAGUGUCGGAGGACAACGACGGGGAGGAGGAAGCAAACAAGGCAGACGAUCAGAAAGCAAUCGAGGAUGCCAUGGGGAACAGCAAGGGAAGUCCAUCGGAUGGGCAAGGAGGGGAUGAGACCUCGAUUGGGGAGGAGGAGAAGGAGCUGGUGCAGGAGAGCCCUAUGCUCGAGUUGAAGAGGGACAGGAGGGAGAAGAAUGCAAACGUGCUGAAGGACAUGUUUCACUCCCUUGAGGAGGUUGGGCAAGAAGUUAAAGUUGGUGCUGCUGCAGCCGAGGGCGGCGAGCUGAUGAGGAGCCCGGUUCCAGCUGGGGUGUACAAGGUCCUAACGGAGAACGUAACCUCCCUUUCGCCGCUGGAUCAAGCAGGCGGAGUCGCGGGAGAAGUAGCAGGAGUGGGAGGCAAGUGCAUUGAAGCAGGAGAGAAAGAGGCAGAGGUGAUGACGUUCAACGCUCUCCUCAGUGUCCUGCAGCGCAAGAUGGACUUGAAGCUCGAGACGCUCAUGUCGUCCAUCGACGCGCAGGCCAUGGCGGCGAGGAAGGAGAUGAUCCUCGCUCAACUGACCCCUGAGGCCGUCGCUCUAACCGCCCUCAUUGACGUGAUGGAGGAGAAGGGCGAGGGGUCCUAG
Guillardia theta CCMP2712 is the source of this 2952-nucleotide messenger RNA. RefSeq lists its product as hypothetical. The transcript has 11 exons. Lineage: Eukaryota; Cryptophyceae; Pyrenomonadales; Geminigeraceae. The coding region runs from base 1 to 2952 and encodes 983 amino acids. The record is from RefSeq and is a predicted model, not a curated record. Gene Ontology annotation, molecular function: RNA binding.